Messenger RNA from Naegleria fowleri, 1335 nucleotides. RefSeq lists its product as uncharacterized. The transcript is spliced from 3 exons. Bases 1 to 1335 code for a protein of 444 amino acids. Gene Ontology annotation, molecular function: GTP binding; structural constituent of cytoskeleton. Gene Ontology annotation, biological process: mitotic cell cycle; microtubule cytoskeleton organization. The record is from RefSeq and is a predicted model, not a curated record. Gene Ontology annotation, cellular component: cytoplasm; microtubule. NCBI's taxonomy places the organism in Eukaryota, Heterolobosea, Eutetramitea, Acrasida, Naegleriidae.
AUGUCUUGUAUCUUUGCAUUUUUGGGGCAAGCAGGAAAUCAAAUUGGACAUGAAUUUAUGAAAUUACUGAACGGAGAAAAAACAGCAAGAAAAUCUAAGGGAUUUUUUGAUACCUAUUUCAAUACAGCAAGCUCCAAGGCUCAUGUAGUGAUGGUUGAUGCAGAGCCCAAAGUGAUCAAAGCCUCAUUGGACGACGAACGACAAUCGAAAUUAUCAUUGUAUGACCCUCGGAAUGUUGUAUACUCGGAGAGUGGUUGCGGAAAUAAUUGGGCACUUGGAUACAACUUUAAAGGCAAAGUCAAAAACUUGACGAGCAAUAUUUCUCUCACGGAAAGCAAUACGCUUGUUGAUGAAACGAUGGAACGAAUCAGAAGAGAAGUUGAAAGUUGUGACGUUGUGCAAGCAAUCUUUGUAUUUCAUUCUAUGGGAGGAGGAACAGGAAGUGGACUUGGUAGUCGAGUCGUUGAAGAAAUUAGGAUCAAAUACCCGUCUUACUAUAUCUUCACCAUUUCAAUAGCUCCAUUUCAACAUGGAGAAACUCCUCUUCAACACUAUAACUGUCUACUCACCCUUAAUCACAUCCAGCAAUACGCUGACGGGGUUUUCUUGUUUGUGAAUGACGAUUUACUUCGUUCCAUUACAAAGAAUAUGAAAAGACAAAAUGCUGGUCAUUCGACUCUAAUGGAUGUUUCUUACUCGGUCUCUGAUAUCAAUAAGUACAUUUCAUCGAGCUUAUGCGGAUUGCUUCUUCCUGUCUACUCGAAGGAAACAAAACUGUAUACUCCAUUCGAUGCCUUCUCUCUUGUGAAUCAAGUGGUUCCAAUGAAAGAUGUAAAUUUUGUUGAAUUGCAUACGAGUGCGUUAUUGACCCAUAACGCAACACAGUUCACUUCAUGGCAAUACAUUGCCGAGGAUUUAACGAGACAUGUACCAAUCUAUGAUCUUGAAAAUAGCAAUAUCAAAACCAUCUAUGCCAAAGCCGUGGUGAGGGGCGGACUACAAACCUCACAUGAUGUGGACAUUAUCAAAAACGUUUUGCAAAAACAGGCCUUUUCCCCAGUAGAUUGGACUAAGGGAAGAAAAGAGGAGUUUCAUACAUUGGUUUCAAGUGAUGAAGCUCUCAAAAGUUACAAACUUCCCUAUUCUCUAACUGUGUGUGCAAACAGAACAAGUUUCAUGCAGCUCUUCAAUCGAGUUCUCACAAAAUCUUACACCAUGAUGCAAUCUAGAGCGUACAUCAACUGGUAUCAAAGACAUGGUCUCGAAAUAACAGACUUUGAAGAGGCGAUCUGCAACUUGCAAAAUGUUGUUGACAAUUAUGUUGAGCUCAUAUGA